GUCAUUACGCAAGCAUAACGUUUGUCCUGAAGUAUGUUCUCAGUUCCAUUGUUUUUGCUCUAAACACCUGUUCAUUGGACGUUUACAAAUAGCGCAGUUCAGCCUCUAGGGCUCCAUUGGUGUCCCUGGUUUUGUACUCAACGCGGCGGUUACAAUCGAUGGGCGUAGGUAAACAUGAAGCAAACACUUCACCGCUGGUUACUGCUUGUUAGUUUGUCUUCUACAUUCGCCGAGAACAGUCCUAGUCUGCCGCCAUGCCCCAUCAAUCCCCAAUAUUUCCCUCAGAGCCUCCCAAUGCAUUGCAGGAUGCCAAGACACGCAAACCCCGGCGCUUUUCCAGAUCUGCCACAAUUUCCGACCUUACCUCCCAUACCCGAUUCGUUCUUUCGUAGUCUACCUCCAGAUAAGCAUCCUCCUCCGAUUCCAAUUCCAAUACCACCUUUUCCAGGCGUGCCCAUGCCAGGACCUAUGGGCCCACCUGGUGCGCCCAUGCCUGGGCAUAUGGGCCCGCCUGGCGCGCCCAUGCCUGGUCCAAUGCCAGGAAUGCCAAUGCCCAUGCCGAUGCCAAUGCCGAUGCCGAUAGUUGGAGGAGCUCCACACAAACUGCCAGUUAUUGUAAUGCCCUUCUACUCUCCAGACCACUCAUAUAAAAAGCCUCGUCCACCUCCACAUCACGAUCACAAAAAUAAACACAAACAUAAGAAGAAGAAGCAUGAUUCUGACACAGAAGAUGACAGUGCUACUGAUGAUUCUACUUCAUCUGACGGAAAAUCAUCAGAGAGUUCCAGCGAGCAUGGAUUCUGGAAGGGACGCAGGUCUGCACGGAGGCAUAUGCCAAGAAGAGCAGACCGUCGGCACAGGAUGAGGAGGAAGGAGUCUAGAAGCAAGAAGAACCUACUGACUCCCAUUCUACAAUACGUUACAAAAGACGGAUAUGUGAUAUUUGAAAAACAAAUAUCUAAAAAUGAAGCUAAUGACUGGUUGAAACCAAAAGAUGAAGUCAGUUUGAUAGAAGAGAGACACGAUGAGAAGGAGAGGGAUGGAAGGAAACAGAAUGAGAGAAAACAGAUUGAGAGGAAACAAGAAGAGAGGGAGCGAAUUGAGAAAUUUAAAAAUGUCGCUAAACAACCUCAGAUGCAAGUAAAAGAGUUACGCAGGAACGCAGAAAAUAUGAUGAAGAAGGAAGAGAGAAGUAGAGAGUCGGGAGAGACAGGAGCAGCCAAUACACAGAUAGUUAAAGUAAAGAAACAUCGGCCCAAGAAAGUGAAUGUUUUAAUGAACUAGACGAUAUAAGUUUUGUAUAUUUAAAAAAUGUGUACAUAAAUAAUUUAUACUUUUAUAUUAUAAUUGUACAAAUAAAAAAAAGAA
Messenger RNA from Spodoptera frugiperda (fall armyworm), 1368 nucleotides. RefSeq names its product SR-related and CTD-associated factor 4-like. Bases 175 to 1284 code for a protein of 369 amino acids. NCBI's taxonomy places the organism in Eukaryota, Metazoa, Arthropoda, Insecta, Lepidoptera, Noctuidae. The transcript is spliced from 2 exons. The record is from RefSeq and is a predicted model, not a curated record.